CUGUGGUGCUGCCUGUCAACAACAUGGCCUUCCUCUACGCUGUGGCUGCUCGAUUAUUUUGAUUAUCGCAACCCUCCAUAGUAGAGGCCCUGUACGUUACUGUACAAGACUAGGGGAACGGUCCUGCUGCCGUUCCAUACGUGCGGUUCCAAAAACGCGGACGAAGACCUACGGUACCGGGGAUGGCAGCGGGCUCCUUUGAAUUGAAUUAACGAAGAUACAAGUGGGGGGGGGACAUCAAAUAAGUCCAUAUUUACACAUCUUACUUCUGCCUUGUGAAGGACCCCCCCCCCGUUCCAACACACACGCACACAGACCUACCUCACCUCGAUCUUAUUUGCUUUGCAGUUUGUUGUGGUGAGAGAGAGCAGGCCGAAGCAGGGGGUUGGAUUUAUCGCUUCACCGGGAGAAAGACUCUCCGUCGCGGUUGGAAGAUCUGCCCGGGCAGCGGGCUAAUCCGGGAAUACAUAUUGCCGAGGUCGCACUGAAUGUCAGCUCCGCCGGGAUCGAUCUCCGACGCCCUAGCCCAGGCUGCAGCGACGAUGAGCUCCGAGGAUCGGCAUGGCAGCUCCGUGGCUUGAAGGAGGGAGGCUCCCUGAGCAGCUGCAUGACGACAUGCUCCCCAGUAGCCCAUGAUGGACCCCGAUACCUUCUCCCACAUCCGCCUCUGGUGCCCCCGACCGUUCGGCACCUACUCCCAGAACAAGCCAUGCGGCGGGGCGGGGGGAGGGGGCGCCGGCGGGGGGGCCCUGCGGAAGGCGGCCGGAGAGCUGGUCGGCCGGACACCGACGGAGGUCGAUGAGGGGGAGUCGGCUUCCGAGAACACCCCCCCGCCGCCCCCGGCCCCCAAGGCCCCUCCCCCGCCACCCCCCAGCGGGGCCCAGGUGGAGGAGGGCCGGGUGCUGCUGGACACCUGGUAUGUCAUCAAGCCGGGGAACACCAAGGAGAAGAUCGCCUUCUUCGUCGCCCACCAGUGCAGCGGCGUGGGCCUGGCGCGGCCCAGUGCCAUGAAGGUGAAAGGGAACUGGGGCACAGACUGCUCCAAGGCCAAGAGGCGGCGGCGCUGCUCCUCCUACGACCCCCCGGGCAAAGUGAGGGGCGGGUCCUCGGAGCUGACGGCGAAGGAGCCCUCGUCGGAGCAGGAGGCCCCCGAGCUGAACGAGAUGGAUCUCCUGUCUGUGGCGGAGAUGGUGGCUCUGGUAGAGCAGAGGACAGCUAUGGCUCUGCAGGGCAUGGUGACGCAAGGACCUCUCCAGUCCCAUCCCAUGCCCACCUCCCCGAGCCCCAUGAGGGGCUCCCCCUCGAGCUCCGGCUCCAUUGUGUUCCUGUCCGAAUCCCCCGAGGCCCGCCCCCAAUCCUCGACCUCCGGCUCCCCUGCCCCCGAGAAGCAGCAGCCCACCCCAGACUCGCGGCGGGUGGCCCGGGCCAUCGCCCACUUCGAGUCGCAGCAGCAGCAGCUGGAGAGCGCCCUCCUGAGGCGUGCUGGGGCAGAGCGGGAGAGCGGGGAGGAGGACCAGCAGGGAGAGGCCGGGGGGAGCAGCGGGAACAGGGGCAGAGGAGGAGGAGGAGGGGAGGUGAGAAUUGCCUUCCGGGUCUCCAGCAUGGACCCGCGUUCCCAGUCCGAACCGGCUGGCCGGCCAAACUGCAUGUUCCUGAGCUGCGGGGGGGGGGGGGGUAGCGGCAGCCCGGCGGGGGCGCGCGCCAAGGAGAAGAUCACCUGUGACCUCUACCAGCUGGUCAGCCCCUCGUCCCGCGACCCCCUGCCCACGAGCAACAUGGGGCUUCUCCUGGCCGCCUCCCCCAAGGCGGACUCCCGGGGGGAAGGACAAGCGGAGCGCCCCAUCCCGCCCACCGGCUCGGACUCGGCCCCGGACGGCGGGAACGCGGACAAGAAGGCGAGGGAGUGCGUGACGGGGUUCCACGUGGAGGUGGUGGUGACGGGCGCGGUAGACCAGUGCGUCUUCUACGGCAAGGACAGCACUGAAAACGUGCAGGAGGAGACGGUCUGCUUCACAGUCGGUUCCCAGGCGCCAGACCCUGGCGAAGACCCUCCUCCCGGCCAGCUCUUCUUCCUGCAGCCCCCCAGGCCCGAGGAAGAAGGGGUAGCCCAUGGCUCCCUGGACUGCGCCAACAACAACGGCCCUGCUGGGAGCCUGGACCGGCCAGACUCCCCCACGGCGGCGUCCGAGCCGGACUCCGCGGACACCUCCCUGUGCCGCCUGUACCGCCACGUCUCCCACGACUUCCUGGAGAUCCGCUUCAAGAUCCAGCGCUUGCUGGAGCCCCGGCAGUACAUGCUGCUCCUGCCCGACCACAUCAUGGUCAACAUUUUCAGCUACCUGCCCACCCGCUCCCUGGCCGCCCUCAAGUGCACCUGCCACGACUUCAAGGCACUGAUCGAAACCUACGGCAUCCACGCCACCGACUCGCGCUGGAACCAGGACCCGCUGUACCGCGACGACCCCUGCAAGCAGUGCAAGAGGCACUACGAGAGGGGGGACGUCUCGCUCUGCCGCUGGCACCCCAAACCUUACCACCACGACCUGCCUUACGGACGCUCGUACUGGAUGUGCUGCCGGCGCACCGACAAGGACACGCCGGGCUGCCGGGUGGGGCUGCACGACAACAACUGGGUGCAGCCCUGCGAGCUGGUGCACGCCCGCUCCAGGCGGGAGGACGGGAGGUGAAACGCGCUCCCGACCCGGGGACAGAGACACACGGGGGCUGCGGUGUGGACGCUUGCUGUUGAAAAGAAAUCGGAAAAGAAACGAUUCCGUGCCGCUUUGCGGAGCUGUGCAAGUUGGGUUUGUGUGCUGCGUGUGUGCAUGUCUUUUUGUUUUGUUUUUUUAAGCUGUUGGAACAUUUUCCAGUGCACAAUCUCACCUCCACCCCCCCGUUUUGGAAUUUUUCUAACUUUAUUUUGGCCCUUCUUUCUCCGUGCUGGCCGGCUAAACGUCAUAGACUUCUGCCAAAGCUGUGACGCGCCGUGCGACAAAGAAACCUUAGACCACAAAAGACAGGAACACCAGCUUCAAGCCUUAACCCCCCCUGUGUAGAGUGAAAUCCCAUUUCCUUUACGUUGAACGCCCCCAGAUUGUGCAAAUUCAAAACCCCAGUGUCAAUAAUGUGGUGUGGGAAAUAUAUGUAGGUUUCAAGCUGUACAGUGCUAAGGGGCAUUUCUCCAAUAAACUAAAGUGAUUAAACUGGU
This is a messenger RNA of Lepisosteus oculatus (spotted gar), 3208 nucleotides long. It is a transcript of the gene fbxo46, whose product is annotated as F-box protein 46. NCBI's taxonomy places the organism in Eukaryota, Metazoa, Chordata, Actinopteri, Semionotiformes, Lepisosteidae. Gene Ontology annotation, biological process: intracellular signal transduction. The record is from RefSeq and is a predicted model, not a curated record. Gene Ontology annotation, molecular function: protein binding.